AUGUAUCCACCAAGUAUUGCACUUUGUUUUGCAUUUCUGUUUGUUGUUCCGUUCUCGGAACUUCAGAAUGAUUUUAUGAAUGACAAUGAACAGAGCAACAACUCGACGAUGCAGUCUGAUCUUUUCGUAAAUUCUACGAAAUAUCGAAAUGAGGAAAUGGAAUUAACACGGUUCAAUUCACAGAAAAAUUCUAUUAAAAAUAAUGAUGAAAUGCAAUACGAAUCCUAUAUUAAUUCUACAAAUAACAAUUACAAGAAUGAUUCGAUGCGAUACGAGUCUCGUGAACAUAUAAUAAAAAAUCACGAAGAUAAUCAGACAUCUAUGGAGUUUUAUGCGAAUUCGACAGACAUCAAUAAUUUCACGUUACAAGAAAUUAAUGAAAAUCUCACCAAAACUAAAGACAAGGACAAUUUCAUAUUGUACAAACUCAAUUCCAACGGAAUAAUUAAUACUACUCUUGUUGAAUAUACAGCGUGCAAUAAUAAUAUUACUUGUAUUCAGUUCUGUUGUCCUUUUGGUGACAUCUUGAUGAUGAUAACGGGACGAUGCAUAAAGCAAAAUUACGCUGUUUCAAACAUGUACCCUUUUCUAAACCUAAACAAACACGGAAAUUAUUUCAAGGAUGAAACAGUCGAGGAGCUAUUUUUUACUGUUCGUGAUCCAUGCGUUGCAAAAGGAUAUGAUCGCAAAUUUCUUCUCCCCAAUACAUACAUGUUUUUCCCCAAUGGCUAUUUGUACACUUAUAGCAAAUUCAUUUUACCAGAGGAUUAUUGCAUUGCCAUGUUGUUUGGUAACAAAUAUAGCGUGUUCGUCUGUGAUGAUGAUACUACAUUUUUAGUAUCUUUUGUAUCCAUUUGCCUCCUAUUGUCUUUGCUGUUCCUGCUAUUGACGUUCAUAAUAUAUUCUAUAUUGCCAAUAUUCGAGACUAUCCAUAGUUAUACAUUGCGUACACACGUGGGUUCAUUAUUCAUCACAUACGUGAUUAUGUGUUUUGACCAAUCUUUUGAAUUAGGUGAAGUGAAAUAUUGCGUUGCACUAGCAUACAUCUUCUACUUCUUUUUGUUGUCAAGUUUUUUUUGGUUAAAUGUAAUAUGCUUCGAUAUUUGGUGGACAUUUAGAUAUCACCGUUUAUAUCUGAGAACAAAUAAUAAAAAGAAGCUUAUAAUAUAUUCAAUCUAUGCAUGGGGAGUCACUAUCGUUCUCAAUGUUAUCUGCGCCAUCAUGGAUAAUAUUCCCUUACCAGAAAAUUUGGUCCGGCCAGAAAUGUGCGAAAAAAGAUUUUGGUUCGGUGAAAAAGCACAAACGUUAUAUUUUGACGUACCCAUAAGUGCUACUAUCAUCAGUAACAUUUUUUUUUUCAUCAGCACAAUUUUAUACCAGAAAAUACAUAUAGCUAAGCUGUUGAGAGACCGUGAAAUCAUGAGCUACGAUGAAAAUAAGCAGAGGUUUAAUAUGUACUUGAAGCUAUUCAUAAUAAUGGGACCAACUUGGGUUUUGAAGAUAAUAUCGUGGGUCGAUAUUGGUGCCGAUAUACCACAAUUUAUCUGGUAUACCGCCAUCACUGUACAUUGCUUGCAAGGUCUCAUUAUUUUCAUCAUAUUUGUGUGUAAAAAAAAGGUUCUGCAAGCGCUAUUAAAACGAUUUAAUAGCAACAUUUGCGGUACUACAUCCACUUGUAGUACUAGGAAACUAGGAAGUCCAGAAACAAUAUCCAUGCAACAAAUCGAUUCCUCUAAUUAG
This is a messenger RNA of Trachymyrmex septentrionalis, 1740 nucleotides long. RefSeq names its product G-protein coupled receptor Mth2-like. Bases 1 to 1740 code for a protein of 579 amino acids. Gene Ontology annotation, biological process: cell surface receptor signaling pathway. Gene Ontology annotation, molecular function: G protein-coupled receptor activity. The transcript has 6 exons. Lineage: Eukaryota; Metazoa; Arthropoda; Insecta; Hymenoptera; Formicidae. Gene Ontology annotation, cellular component: membrane. The record is from RefSeq and is a predicted model, not a curated record.